Xenopus laevis (African clawed frog) is the source of this 2479-nucleotide messenger RNA. It is a transcript of the gene myl12b.L, whose product is annotated as myosin light chain 12B L homeolog. NCBI's taxonomy places the organism in Eukaryota, Metazoa, Chordata, Amphibia, Anura, Pipidae. The record is from RefSeq and is marked provisional. Gene Ontology annotation, molecular function: calcium ion binding.
AGCGAGCCCUCAUUUAAUCUCAGCCUGCAGAGCAGACUACUCACUACCCUCUCUCCCUCCCACACGAAUAACCCACCGCCAAGAUGUCCAGCAAAAGAGCAAAGACCAAGACCACCAAAAAGCGCCCUCAACGCGCAACAUCCAAUGUAUUCGCCAUGUUUGACCAGUCCCAGAUCCAGGAGUUCAAGGAGGCGUUUAACAUGAUCGAUCAGAACCGUGACGGCUUUAUUGAUAAAGAAGAUCUGCAUGACAUGCUUGCCUCUCUUGGGAAAAACCCUACAGACGAGUAUUUAGAUGCCAUGAUGAAUGAAGCCCCCGGCCCUAUCAACUUCACCAUGUUCCUUACCAUGUUUGGUGAGAAGCUGAAUGGGACCGACCCUGAGGAUGUCAUUAGGAACGCAUUUGCAUGCUUUGAUGAAGAAGCAAUAGGUUUUAUCCAGGAGGACAAUCUGAGGGAAUUGCUGACAACAAUGGGUGACCGAUUUACAGAUGAGGACGUAGAUGAGCUUUUCAGAGAGGCCCCAAUCGACAAGAAGGGCAAUUUCAAUUACAACGAAUUCACCCGCAUCUUGAAACAUGGAGCUAAAGACAAGGAUGACUAAGCUACAAGUGCCACUGCAACAAGAACUGCACUGCUCUCUGCCAUUCUCAUGUCUGUCUUCAACUCAUUGCAUGCAUAUAGCUCUAGAUCUUUUCUUUUCUGUGUAUUUAUGGAUCUGUACCAGGCCUUUUUGGUACAUGGGCACAUACUGUAUGUAACCAAACUGGAAAACAAAAAGUGCAAUGUUAACAAGCAGUACACAGCAGGUCUUUUCUGGGGACUUAAGCUGGAUUUUUUGCAAUUUUGUAAUAAAAUUUGGAAUUUAAAUUAACUGUCAGUUGAAACUUUUGUCCGAAUGCUCUGGCAUAUCCAUGGAAUAUUACAGAUGCACUGAAACACAGUUUUUGUUGCCGUGAGCUACACACACAAUUUUUUUUUUAUAUGACUGUGUGUUUGUGUGUAUACACACAGUCAUAUGAAAAUGUUGGGAAUAUAUAACAUGCCUUAUGGAAACAGUAGUAUUUCAGCAGUGACAUAAAGUUUAUUGGAUUAACAGAAAAUAUACAAUAUGCAUCAUAACAAAAUUAGACAGGUGAAUAAAUUUGGGCACCCCAACAGAGAUAUUACAUCAAUACUUAGUUGAGCCUCCUUUUGCAAAUGUAACAGCCUCUAGACUCCUAUAGCCUUUGAUGAGUGUCUGGAUGGUGAUAUUUUUUGACCAUUCGUCCAUACAAAAUCUCUCCAGUUCAGUUAAAUUUGAUGGCUGCCGAGCAUGGACAGUCUGCUUCAAAUCAUCCCAUGGAUUUUCCAUGAUAUUUAAGUCGGGGGACUUUGACAGCCAUUCUAGAAUAUUGUACUUCUCCCUCUGCAUAAAUGCGUUUUAGGUUUUGAAGUGUGUUCAGAAUCAUUGUCUUGUUGGAAUAUCCAACCUCUGAGUAACUUCAACUUUGUGACUGAUGCUUGAACAUUAACAUUUGUUGAUACUGGGUAAAUUCAUCUGACCCUCGGCUUUAACAAGGGCCUCAAUCCCUGAACUAGCCACACAGCCCCACAGCAUGAUGGAACCUCCACCCAAUUUGACAGUAGGUAGCAGGAGUACUUUGUUCCAAAAUGAAUGUGGCUUGUCUAAAUGAGCUCUUUACAACAAGCGACUCUGUUUGUGGCAUGAUUGUAGAAAGGGCUUCUUUCUCAUCCCCUGCCAUAUGGAUGUUCUUUGUGCAAAUUGCGCUGAAUUGUAGAACUAUGUACAGAUACACCAUCUGCAGCAAUAUGUUCUUGCUGGUCUUUGGAGGUGAUCUUUGGGUUGUCUGUAACCAUUCUCACAAUCCUCAGCAUAUGCUGCUCCUGUAUUUUUCUUGGCCUGCCAGACCUGGGUUUUACAGCAACUGUGCCUGUGGCCUUCCAUUUCCUCAUUACAUUCCUUACAGUUGAAACUGACAGUUUAAACCUCUGAGAUAGCUUUUUGUAGCCUUCCCCUAAACCAUGAUACUGAACAAUCUUUGUUUUCAGAUCUUUUGAGAGUUGCUUUGAGGAUCCCAUGUUGUCAUUCUUCAGAGAAGAGUCAAACAGAAGCACAACUUGCAAUUGGCCACCUUAAAUACCUUUUCUCAUGAUUGGACACACCUGCCUUUGAAGUUCAAGUCUUAACAAACUAAUCCAACCAAUUUGGUGUUGCCAGUAAUCAGUAUUGAGCAGUUACAUGCUUUCAAAUUAGCAAAGUUACCCACAUUUUUGCACAGCCAGUUUUUCACAUUUGAUUUAAUUUCAUACAACUGAAUACUGCUUCACUAAAAAUCUUUGUUUAGAAAACACCCCAGUACUCAGAUGUUCAUGGGAAAUGAAAGACAUACCACUGUUAUCUUUUUUGUUGAAAGUGGAGUACACAUUUUCAUAUCAAUAUUGGCAUUUUUACAAAGCAAAUAAAAGGUUUUUUCCUAA